Messenger RNA from Mesocricetus auratus (golden hamster), 1857 nucleotides. RefSeq names its product gap junction protein delta 2 (gene Gjd2). Gene Ontology annotation, biological process: cell communication. NCBI's taxonomy places the organism in Eukaryota, Metazoa, Chordata, Mammalia, Rodentia, Cricetidae. The coding region runs from base 196 to 1161 and encodes 321 amino acids. Gene Ontology annotation, cellular component: connexin complex. The record is from RefSeq and is a predicted model, not a curated record. The transcript is spliced from 3 exons.
GAACACCUUCACACCUGCAUUUAAGCUAGCGGGGAGUCUCACUCCAGCACCUGAUCAACCCACCGAAGCCAGGACCCUCUGCAGUACUCUCGUCGGAGGCUGUCCUCUCCCGGAGGUGCGGCCCGGGGAGGGGCCAGGACCAGGAUCGUGCCCGGUACUGCCCAGUCUUUGUCUGCUGCCUCCGGAUGCACAGCGAUGGGGGAAUGGACCAUCUUGGAGAGGCUGCUGGAAGCCGCGGUGCAGCAGCACUCCACUAUGAUCGGGAGGAUCCUGUUGACUGUGGUGGUGAUCUUCCGGAUACUCAUUGUGGCCAUUGUGGGGGAGACGGUGUACGAUGAUGAGCAGACCAUGUUUGUAUGCAACACCCUGCAGCCCGGCUGUAACCAGGCCUGCUAUGACCGCGCCUUUCCCAUCUCCCAUAUACGUUACUGGGUCUUCCAGAUCAUAAUGGUGUGCACCCCCAGUCUCUGUUUCAUCACCUAUUCUGUGCACCAAUCGGCCAAGCAGCGAGAACGCCGGUACUCUACUGUCUUCCUAGCCCUGGACAGAGAUCCCACUGAGUCUAUAGGGGGACCUGGAGGAACUGGGGUUGGGGGCAGUGGUGGGAGCAAACGAGAAGAUAAGAAGUUACAAAAUGCCAUUGUCAAUGGGGUGCUGCAGAACACAGAGAACACCAGCAAGGAGACAGAACCAGAUUGCCUAGAGGUUAAAGAGCUGACUCCACACCCAUCAGGGCUGCGCACAGCAGCAAGGUCCAAACUCAGAAGACAGGAAGGUAUUUCCCGCUUCUACAUCAUCCAAGUGGUGUUUCGAAAUGCUCUGGAGAUUGGGUUUCUGGUGGGCCAAUACUUUCUAUAUGGCUUCAGUGUUCCAGGGUUGUAUGAGUGUAACCGAUACCCCUGCAUCAAGGAGGUGGAAUGUUAUGUGUCUAGACCUACUGAGAAGACAGUCUUUCUGGUGUUUAUGUUUGCUGUGAGUGGCAUUUGUGUGGUGCUCAACCUGGCUGAACUUAACCAUCUGGGAUGGCGCAAGAUCAAACUGGCUGUCCGAGGAGCCCAGGCCAAGAGAAAGUCGGUCUAUGAGAUACGUAACAAAGACCUGCCUCGAGUCAGUGUUCCAAAUUUCGGCAGGACUCAGUCCAGUGACUCUGCCUAUGUGUGAAAAGGCAGCUUUGGGGAAGGCCUGCUGGGUGGGAAGUAGCCCCAAGGCAGAUGAUGACUCGAGGGUAAACAGAUCUGCCCUCAUUUAUGUGAUGCUUGCUGUCAAGGUCUAGGAUACAGAUGUUCAAGGGUCUUCAUCAACAAAGAGAAAGAGUUAGAACUGUCAUCAUGUGUUACACCAUCGGUUCUACAGAGACAAAUUGGAUAGAGUGACAAGAUGACUGAGCUGGACUUCCUUGGGCCUUUCUCUCUAAUGGUCCUUCCUGCUUCUGACAAUAGUGGACUGGCAUAGCUGCCAAGCAAGACUUAGCUCUGCUGAGCUCUGUAUUCUGGUGAAUGGCAUGAGUCAAAUACUCAUUGAUAUAAAAUUUGUGACCCAUCUCAGCACAUCCCUUUAUCCUGGGCUGCAGAAAAAACAUCCCUGAGGAUCUUUCUCCCCCAUCAGCAUGCCCCUUUCCCUCAAACCCAGGAUAGCAUGCCAGCUUUUUCUCUUUCAUUGAUCUGGCCUUAUAUUAGCCCUAACACAGUUAUCUGCAAGCUAGAGGGAAUUACACAGGGUGCUUUUUGGAGACUGGCCAGGGCAGAGGUUUGCAGUAGAGCCCUGUAUGACUGGCUCUUAGUCAUUAUGAAAACCUUAGGAAUGUCUCAAUAUUUCCAAUUUUUUAACUCAAAUUGCACUGGUGCUGUUUAUUAGGGG